This is a messenger RNA of Centruroides sculpturatus (bark scorpion), 479 nucleotides long. Its product is annotated as protein FAM199X-like. The annotation marks the transcript as partial. The transcript is spliced from 2 exons. NCBI's taxonomy places the organism in Eukaryota, Metazoa, Arthropoda, Arachnida, Scorpiones, Buthidae. The record is from RefSeq and is a predicted model, not a curated record.
CUUUCAGAUCUAAAAUAUCUUGACGAAAUAAAAUUACAGCGCAUUAAAGAUUACGUUCAGAGCCAGACACUAAAUAGAUCAAAUACAGAAAAUAAUUCUAGCAGAAAUAAGUUCAAGGGCAGCUCUUCAUCAAAAUCAAGCUUGAACUCCGUUUGUAGUUCUAAUUCUCUACUAGGAAAAAUGAAAUCUACAAAGUCAAAAGAAAGACGUAAUCAAAUGAAAGCAUUGAAAAUCCGUCAGAAGAAAGAGUACCGGCAACUCUUGAAAGAGAGAAGAAGCGGCCUGUUUCUACAGGAAGAAGUUCUCUCGCUUAGCAGGCUGUCGCAAAACGACGACGACGACGUCGAUAUACUGGAAUAACUUUUAGAAAAAUUAUAAUGAUUGAAAGCAUUUAAAUAUAUAUUCAAUAUAAUUAACAAAGUAUAUUGUUAAUUAUUUAAGUAACUCGUUUUUUAUGCUUAAAAUAAUUUAAAAUUAAA